AUGUUCCGCACCGCCAUUGUCCGCAGCGCGCGUCUCGCCGCUACCCAGGCUGCCCGCCCAGCCGUCCGAACGUUCGCCGUCCGAAGCAACCCUUUCAUCAACACAUCUCGCAUCUCCACCCCAGCGACAACGCUAUCUGCUGUGCGAUGCUACGCCUCAUCAUCUGGUCUUGGGCAAGAGGAGGUCACUGGCAGAAUCUUGGAUCUCCUGAAGAACUUUGACAAGGUCUCGGAUGCAUCGAAGCUCAGCGCACAGGCGCACUUCACAAACGAUCUUGGUCUGGAUAGCUUGGACACCGUCGAGGUGGUCAUGGCGAUAGAAGAGGAGUUCAGCAUUGAGAUCCCAGACAAGGAGGCAGAUGCCAUCCACAGCGUGAACCAGGCUGUUGACUACAUCAUGAAGCAGCCAGAUGGUGUGUACUACCCAGUACCGCCCACUAGAUGA
This is a messenger RNA of Fulvia fulva, 444 nucleotides long. Its product is annotated as Acyl carrier protein, mitochondrial. The transcript has 4 exons. The record is from RefSeq and is a predicted model, not a curated record. Gene Ontology annotation, molecular function: acyl carrier activity; acyl binding. Gene Ontology annotation, biological process: fatty acid biosynthetic process. The coding region runs from base 1 to 444 and encodes 147 amino acids. NCBI's taxonomy places the organism in Eukaryota, Fungi, Ascomycota, Dothideomycetes, Mycosphaerellales, Mycosphaerellaceae. Gene Ontology annotation, cellular component: mitochondrion.